Molecule: messenger RNA, 1266 nt
Organism: Chondrus crispus (carragheen)
Lineage: Eukaryota; Rhodophyta; Florideophyceae; Gigartinales; Gigartinaceae
Exons: 2
Coding region: 1-1197 (398 amino acids)
Biological process (GO): carbohydrate metabolic process; pentose-phosphate shunt; pentose-phosphate shunt, non-oxidative branch
Cellular component (GO): intracellular anatomical structure; cytoplasm
Molecular function (GO): transaldolase activity
Source: RefSeq, a predicted model, not a curated record
AUGCAUAAACAUACCACCGCCCUGCCUUCUCUCCCACCGUCCGCACCCCACCCUGCCGCACCCCACCCUGCCGCUCCCCACCCGAACCCCCUGUACCUCUCUCUCACCAUGGCCUUCAUCGCCCCCCUCCCCGCCCGCCUCUCUGCCACGCCGUCGCGGCGCACGCUGUCUUCGCGCCGCCCGGCCAUCCGUGCGCCGCCCUCGCGCGCCGUGCGCAUGACCGCCACGAAGCUCACGCAGUUCGACUCUCUGUGCGCCAUCACCACCAUCGUGGAGGACACGGGCGAGAUCGACAAGAUCCGUGCCCACCGCCCGCAGAGUGCCACCACCAACCCGUCGCUGGUGGCGGCUGCCGCCACGCAGCCGGAGUACGCCGCGCUGGUCGAGGAGGCCGUGCGCUACGGCCGCGAGUCCGGACUCAAGGGCCCCGACCGCCUCGCCCUCGUGCGCGAUAAGCUCUUCACGCUCUUCGGCGCCGAGAUCCUCAAGUACGUGCCCGGCGACGUGUCCACCGAGGUCGACGCCCGCCUCUCGUUCGACGCAGAUGCCCAGGUCGAGACCGCGCUCCGCAUCAUCAAGAUGUACGAGGAGGUCGGCGUGGACAAGGAUCGCGUCCUCAUCAAGCUCGCCACUACCUGGGAGGGCAUCGAGGCGUGCAGGGAGCUCCAAAAGAGAGGCAUUAAGUGCAACAUGACCCUGCUGUUCUCGCUCGCGCAGGCUGUGGCCGCCGCUGAUGCAGGUGCUUACUUGAUCUCGCCCUUUGUCGGCAGGAUUCUGGACUGGUAUAAAAAGGAAGAGGGUGUUGAUGGAUACCCUGCCGAGGCGGAUCCGGGUGUCAUCUCGGUCCGCCAGAUCUAUGACUACUACAAGUGCAUGGGACACGACACCAUUGUCAUGGGUGCUAGCUUUAGGAACAAGGGCGAGAUUCUCGCGCUUGCCGGCUGCGAUCGACUCACCAUAGCGCCCAAGUUCAUCGAGGAUAUGAAGGACACCGACGAGGUCGUCGAGAGGAAGCUCUCCCCGCCGGGUGGGGAGACCUGCAAGCCCAUGGAGAGGAUCCAAAUGGACGAGAAGGUCUUUAGAUGGAUGAUGAAUCAAGAUGCCAUGGCUACUGAGAAGCUCGCCCAUGGAAUCCGAGGCUUUGCCGCCGAUUUGGAUAAGCUUGAGGCCAAGCUUACCAGUAUGCUCGACAUGUAAACCGCCUGACAAUAUGCAAAGGAAAGGAGAGAGAACGUCUGCCGCAAUAAAUAUCGUGUAACUCUGCCA